CGAACGUAAACCUUUGUCUCAUCCCCGCUUCGUCAAAUCAGCCUCCCCAACGAACAUCAUCAACCUCACCUAGGACCUCGGGACAAUGGCAUCGGCUGCGUUCACCACCGGCAAGCUCGUCGGUUUUGCAGGAGCUGCAUGGCUGUCAGGCACGAUCGCGUCCCUCUCCUUAGUCUCGGUGCCUGCCGUGACAAAAUCGCUCAAGGAAGAUGGUCUGUCCGCUGCGCACGCAGUCAAAGUCUGGAGGAACAACUUUGACUUCGGCAAAGGGCUGGCUCCUCCCGUGGCGCUCGCAACGGCUUCGUCUCUUGCAUUUUGUGGAUGGACUGCGCGCAACACUCGCGCUACAGGCCUGAAGGACGGAAGGUUGUUCUUCUUGUCAGCAGCUCUCACAAUAGCGAUUGUUCCCUUCACAAUCAUCUUCAUGGGCUCAACGAACGCCAAGCUGCUCAGUCUCGCGAAGAAGGAGGAAUUGACCGCUUCUGAGGGACAGGAUGGCGAAGCGCUUCUGAACAAGUGGGCAUCUAUCAACGGCGUGAGGAGUCUUUUGCCACUUGCUGGCGCUGUGCUCACCGGCGCUUUGAUAUUAGCAUAGACCGACGAAUGUAAUGAUAGUAAACGCGUAUCCGCGCCGAGUACACCCUCCAUGUUGGGUGUCUAAUGUCAUUCCUCUUGCUACUACGACUCUGAGUGGUCUAGAGCCCCUGUACACCCCGACAAAGGCCUAUGGACCUACAUCUGCUAGUGGGACAGGGCUUUUUGAGGGGGUGCUUUAGCCUUGCGCACAUACGACGGUACCCACAAAGGCUCCAGACUGGCCUACC
This is a messenger RNA of Didymella exigua CBS 183.55, 824 nucleotides long. Its product is annotated as DUF1772-domain-containing protein. NCBI's taxonomy places the organism in Eukaryota, Fungi, Ascomycota, Dothideomycetes, Pleosporales, Didymellaceae. The transcript is spliced from 2 exons. The record is from RefSeq and is a predicted model, not a curated record. The coding region runs from base 86 to 595 and encodes 169 amino acids.